ACUUUCCACACUUGACUCGCGGGCGACGCACGCGUCUGGCGGACGGACCGGGAGGGGGGCCCGGGGGACGACGCAGCGCUGCACUCGAUUCGAUCCUUACUCAGUCAGUCAGUCAGUCAAGUCAGACGCCGUGCGCUCCCUCCGAGGCGCGCUCUCCGAGGCACGCUCUCUCUCCGGCGGGCCGCCUAGUCCCUCCAUGGAGCUGCACAACCUGCUUUACGAGACAGCAGCCCCGGGGGGGCCUCCGGUCACUUUGGGGGCCCCGUGCGCGCAGGAAGCCACCGACUUCGGUGCGGGGUACAUCGGGGACGCGGAAACGUCCGUGGACCUGAGCCCCUACAUCGACGCGUCCGCCUUCAACGACGACUUAUUCCUGGCCGAGCUCUUCCACCACCCGUCGCGGCUGCGCGCGGCCACGGCCUACGAGCACGCGCACGGACCUUCUCCGCACGUGUACGCCAAGAUGAACGCCAAGGUGCUCAAGGUGGACGCGGAGGAGCUGUACGAGCGGGAGCGUCGGCUGGCCAUCAAGCAGGAGCCGUGCGCCGAGGACCUCCUGCGGCAAACCCCCGCCGCCUACCGCCACUGCUACUCCCCGCCGCACCUGCAGUACCAGGCGGCCCACUGCGCGCAGACCUCGGUGCACCUCCAGCCGGGCCAGCCCACCCCGCCGCCCACGCCCAGCCCGCAUCACCACGCCCUCCACGUGCCCCCCGACCUUCGUUUUCACCGGCCGCCGCACAGGCCGGCGCCGGCGGGCAAGGCCAAGAAGCUGGUGGACAAGAACAGCCCCGAGUACCGGCUGCGACGGGAGCGCAACAACGUGGCGGUGCGCAAAAGUCGCGACAAGGCCAAGAUGCGCAACAUGGAAACUCAGCAAAAGGUCCUGGAGCUCAGCUCGGACAACGAGAGACUAAGGCGCCGCGUGGAGCACCUCAGCCGGGAAUUGGACUCCCUGCGGGGGGUCUUCCGGCAGCAGCCGCACGUCCCCGACGCCCGCUACAGGGCGCACGCGCACAGCUGAGGACCCGCGCCCAAGAAACGACGGGAUCCGUACGUGCGCUGGACGGCACUGCCGAUGACUGCACGUGCGCGCGUGCGUCUUUCUUCUCCUCUAUUGACACGCACACACAAAGUCAAAAGGUCACACACAGGUCCUGGUUUCCGUAGUUUAUCACACGCACACACAGACAGGAACAAAGCGCGCACACGCAAUGGGUCACAAAUGCGCUCGCACACACGUACAGAAUUGAUGGUGUUUCCAAAUCGACACGAUAGAACUUGUUCGACUAAUAAAAUACUUUGUUUGA
Syngnathus acus (greater pipefish) is the source of this 1310-nucleotide messenger RNA. It is a transcript of the gene cebpa, whose product is annotated as CCAAT enhancer binding protein alpha. The transcript has 2 exons. Gene Ontology annotation, molecular function: RNA polymerase II cis-regulatory region sequence-specific DNA binding; DNA-binding transcription factor activity, RNA polymerase II-specific. Gene Ontology annotation, biological process: DNA-templated transcription; myeloid cell differentiation; regulation of transcription by RNA polymerase II. The coding region runs from base 197 to 1024 and encodes 275 amino acids. NCBI's taxonomy places the organism in Eukaryota, Metazoa, Chordata, Actinopteri, Syngnathiformes, Syngnathidae. The record is from RefSeq and is a predicted model, not a curated record.